Molecule: messenger RNA, 480 nt
Organism: Conger conger (European conger)
Lineage: Eukaryota; Metazoa; Chordata; Actinopteri; Anguilliformes; Congridae
Product: endosome-associated-trafficking regulator 1-like
Exons: 4
Coding region: 1-420 (139 amino acids)
Biological process (GO): positive regulation of cilium assembly; regulation of cytokinesis; positive regulation of protein localization to cilium
Cellular component (GO): ciliary basal body; centrosome; recycling endosome
Source: RefSeq, a predicted model, not a curated record
AUGGCCAACAGGAUCAAAGACUUGAAAGAGCAGCUGCAUGAACAGAAGGUGAAGGAGGAGAGAGAGGCCCUGGCACUGGAGACCAUGGUGCAGUCUGUGGAACAGAACCUGCAGAAAAUGACCAAACGAGCUGUAAAAGCUGAAACCAAUGCCUCAAAACUUAAGGAAGAACUUCUUCAGCUGCAGGACCAAUUGGAAGUGUACCGCAGUGGAAAUGAGAGACUCCGAGCUGCGGAAACAACUGCUUUGAACACCAUGAAACAAAAUGCUCAGGUUGCAUCAGAAUAUCUCAGCAAAGCUGCCAACAAUGCACAGAUGUCUAUCAGGCAGUUGCUCUCAGAAGCAGAGACACUCAGUCUGGUUUCAAAGAUGCUGUGUUCCAUGGAUAAGAUAUCUCGGAUGGACCCUGAGGACUGCUGAUCUCAACUAAAGCUCAGCGAGUGUUUUUAGGUUAUUUUAAACGAUAUACUGAACGGAAUU